UCCAGCAGGCCAUUUAUCCAUGUUGCAGUUUGACUGUGCACCACAUGAGGUCGACAUUGAACAAAUUCCUUGUCUACACAGGCUAGACAACAAGCAUCAUUACCAGUGCAUUACGAGUGCGUCCAGUCUCGGCUGCUCUGGUGAGAGAUGGCGUCCCUUCUGCAGCCGGAUAGAGUCAUCUAUCUGGUUCGUGGAGAGAAAAGGAUCAGAGCCCCGCUAUCUCAACUUUAUUUCUGUCGCUACUGUAGUGAGCUUCGAUCUCUGGAAUGUGUCUCACGAGGUGGAUUCACACUAUUGCCCCAGCUGUCUGGAGAACAUGCCCUCUGCUGAGGCUAAGCUUAAAAAGAACAGAUGUGCAAAUUGUUUUGACUGCCCAUGCUGCAUGCACACACUGUCUACUCGAGCCACCAACAUCCCAGCUCCUUUGCCUGAUGAUCCCACUAAGACAGCCAUGAAGAAGGCCUAUUAUUUGGCCUGUGGCUUCUGCCGCUGGACCUCGAGAGAUGUAGGGAUGGCUGACAAAUCCGUUGCAAGCGGUGGAUGGCAGGAGCCAGAAAACCCUCAUACUCAGCGGAUCAACAAGCUGAUUGAGUAUUACCAGCAGCUGGCUCACAGAGAGAAGCAGGAGAGGGACAGGAAGAAACUGGCCAGAAGAAGACAAUGCAUGCCUCUGGCUUUCUCGGAAAAAUAUGGACUUGGAACCAGACUACAGAGGCAGAGAUCUGGAGCGCCCAUAUCAAGUCUGGCUGGCCUUUCCCUCAAGGAGGGUGAGGACCAGAAGGAGAUCAGCAUUGAGCCUGCCCUCGCCCUCGAUGAAGUGGAGCCACUGCCUGAGGAUUGUUACACCAGGCCCAUCAGUUUACCCGAGGUGACCACGCUGCGCCAGCGGCUGCUGCAGCCUGACUUCCAGCCCGGGGCGUCUCAGCUCCACCCCAGACACAAACACCUCCUGAUGAAGCGCUCACUGCGCUGCAGGAAAUGUGAGCACAACUUGAGCAAGCCAGAGUUUAAUCCCACUUCAAUCAAGUUUAAAAUUCAGCUGGUGGCUGUGAGUUACAUCCCUGAAGUCAGAAUCAUGUCCAUUCCAAACCUCCGCUUCGUGAAGGAGAGCCAGGUGCUGCUGACCCUGACCAACCCUGUGGAGAACAUCACCCACGUCACACUGGCUGCUUGUGAGGAGGAAGAUCCUGAUGACAUCAACAGCACUGCUAAGGUUAUGGUACCCAGCAAGGAGCUGGUACUGGCAGGAAAAGAUGCUGCUGCUGAGUAUGAUGAACUGGCUGAACCUCAGGACUUCCAGGAUGACCCAGAUGUUGUUGCCUUCAGGAAAUCCAACAAGAUCGGUUUCUUCAUCAAAGUGAUCCCUCAGAAAGAGGAGGAUGGGGAUGUCACUGUCUCAUUCAAGAUACGACAUGACUUCCGCAACCUCGCAGCUCCCAUCAGGCCGAGCGGCGAGGAAGGAGGCGACACCCCCGCCGAGGCCAUCUGGCUCACGCACCAUGUAGAGCUGAGGCUGGGACCACUCGCUCCCUGAACACAAAUACUCUGUUCACCAUCAAACAGUCCAUGUGUUGGGCUCUUUGAACUAAUUUCUUAAAAAAACGUGUGAUCGAUUUGAUUGAGAGAGACUUCUGAUUCUGCUCAUUGAAAUGUGAGAAGGAUAACAGAUCGACAUAGUUGUGCAUCAGUUUUUUGCUUUGGUUGUGAAGUUUAAGUUUACUAGUCAGCGUCAUUGCAGAACAGUCAUUGAUUGUAAAAUGGUUGAGUUUGUAAAACUUACCUGAUGAGUGCACAGAGUUGAACUUUGCCCAAUUAUUAUUUUAAUUGAUUGCUAAUUGCAAUAUCUGCACAUACAGUAUUUUCUUAAACAGCAAAACAACAUCUGUCUCCCACACUUUUUCUUGACAUUUCAAAGUAUUUUGUGUUUUCCUUGAAUGAAUGAAUGAAUGAAUGAAUGAAUGAAUGAAUGAAUGAAUGAAUGGGUUUGGGUUGGGUUUUUGUGGGAAAUUUGUUGGUCAUUAAAGUGUUGAGCAUUCUCAAUGAGCAGAAUCAGAAAACCUUACUGAGAACAAUCCAAACUACUCCAAACUGCAGCACACACCUGCGCUUAAGCUUAAGUAUCCUUGUGAACAUCCUUUCCUGCAGACAACGCUAUCUUAUUAACUCGCAUGCUUCAGCUGUAAUACAUAUUGCACACGUGAGACAAUGUCAUCACAGUUACUGAUCCUGUACUGUUUUCAUAUCAAGAGGUAAUUUUAUCAUUGUCCUAAAUCAAACGGCUACCUUCAUUGGCACUGGGAGAGGAUGAAUAAGAAGCUCUGUAAAAUAAACACACCAUGAAGUUCAAAGUGUUCAUUUAAAUGUACUGAGACACUAUUAUUAUUUUCUGAUUUCAAAAUGUAUCUUUUGUGUUCACUGACUUCUCUGUCAGUUGUAUCUGAGCUGCUGUCCUGUUUGGUCUCACAUGUGGUAGUAAGACAGAGCCUUAAAACAACAACACAGUUAAUCCUCUGUACCUAAUAAAAUAUGUGAUACUGUAACA
Notolabrus celidotus (New Zealand spotty) is the source of this 2542-nucleotide messenger RNA. It is a transcript of the gene dctn4, whose product is annotated as dynactin 4. The record is from RefSeq and is a predicted model, not a curated record. Lineage: Eukaryota; Metazoa; Chordata; Actinopteri; Labriformes; Labridae. Gene Ontology annotation, cellular component: dynactin complex.